UUGGGAUUAAUUAAUUUAGGUAAAGACUGUGUACAAGGUUACACUGGUGUAUUAAAUCAAUUUGUUUAGUGCUCAUCUGGCGAUGAUGGGCUCUAAUGAUAAAGGGGGCGGUGUCAGUAUUUCCAAGGGUUAAUAUGAGAAAUGGGACUGUGGGCCAAGAACUACUGGAAAACCAUACAACUUUUACAACAAAAAAUACAUUAUUAAAAUUGUUUAAUAUGUCUAUACCGAUGCCUACAAGAUUAAAAUUGCUUAUUUAUUAAUUUCAUAUUAAAUAUAGACCUCGUGUUUUUGUGUGUAUAUUUUCCCCAAUACUCGAUUGGAAACAACUUUCUGAAAUCAGACGUCCAGCCUAAAAUAGACAGAUGCUCAAUUCUGCGGCAUAAAGUCAAUAUUAUUCGGCCUCCAGUUAAAAGAUAAGGCCUACAGGCACUGGGAACGGCGAGGUUCUGUGGCUGGGAGGAGAGGAGUGAGCCCUUAAAAAACGCAGGCAUCCAGUCUCCAGAUGUUAUUGCCUGCCCUGUGAGCAGUUUUUAUCUGUCAGCCUGUUCACUGUUCUGGCAGUUUAUGUCUCGCGAGAGCAGCCGAGCACGGGCUUGACGAGAUCUGAGGCGCUCAGGUGUAAGAGCCUCUCUCAUCCCCAGCAGUGGGAAACAGUAGACAGAUAAGUGCGUCUGAGAGACUGCAGGCAUCUCUGUGAUCUCCGGGCUCAAGGCUGCACUCGGCGCACUAUACAGCGAACUACACUGCGUCAUUACUGGAUAGGCAAAGGAUCACUCUGUGUCUGUGAUUGUUUUCUAGCUCUUGUAGCCGUUAUCCCCCUUCUUUCCGUGCACUUUAAUUGGAGAAGCUCGCCAAGAUGAUGUCCAUGAACAGCAAACAGCCGCACUUCGCCAUGCAUCCCUCUUUACCCGAACACAAGUAUACCACCCUGCAUUCCAGCUCGGAAGCUAUAAGGAGAGCCUGUCUGCAAACUCCACAGUUACAGAGUAACAUAUUUGCAAGCCUGGAUGAGACGCUGCUGGCUCGGGCUGAGGCUUUGGCGGCCGUGGACAUCGCCGUGUCCCAGGGCAAGACGCACCCGUUCAAGCCCGACGCCACCUACCACACGAUGAGCACGGUGCCAUGCUCGUCGACAUCCACCGUGCCACUAGCCCACCACCAUCAUCACCAUCACCACCACCACCACCAGAACCUGGAGCCACCGGACAUUAUGGACCACAUCAGCUCGCCGUCUCUCAGCUUAAUGUCCAGUGCGCACGACGUGGCGGGCGGCGGAGGUGGCGGUGGCGGCGGAGGUGGCGGUGGUGGGCUCAUCUCCACCUCUGCUCACCCGCACUCUCACAUGCACGGUUUGGGUCACCUCUCCCACCAAGCUAUGAGCAUGAACUCACCUCUCACCCACCACGGGCUCUUACCGGGCCAUCACGGGGGAGGUCAAGGCGGCCCUGGGCUCACAAACAACGGACUUCCCUCCAUUAAUGACUCGGACACAGACCCAAGGGAGCUGGAGGCUUUCGCGGAGCGCUUCAAACAGCGGAGGAUCAAGCUGGGGGUGACACAGGCGGACGUGGGCAGCGCUUUGGCUAAUCUCAAAAUCCCCGGCGUUGGAUCACUGAGCCAAAGUACAAUUUGUCGAUUCGAGUCUUUAACUCUCUCCCACAACAACAUGAUUGCGCUCAAACCCAUCCUCCAGGCCUGGCUAGAAGAGGCCGAGGGGGCCCAAAGGGAAAAAAUGAGCAAACCUGACAUUUUCAACGGAGGAGAAAAGAAACGCAAGAGGACCUCGAUAGCAGCCCCAGAAAAGAGGUCUUUGGAGGCUUACUUCGCUGUACAACCUCGACCGUCGUCUGAGAAAAUAGCAGCUAUAGCUGAAAAGUUGGACCUGAAAAAAAAUGUGGUACGAGUGUGGUUUUGUAACCAAAGACAGAAGCAGAAGCGGUUGAAAUUUUCCGCGGCUCACUGAUGGGCGAGGAAGAGAAGUUAAAAAAAAAAAAAAAAAAGUUGUGUGACUGAAUUUGGGGACCAAGGGACACCGAGACACCAUUUUCAGUCUUUUGUCUCCAGCGAUUUUACACGCUGGUGCACAAUGGACUUUAGAUACCCAUUUUAUGAGGCUUCAUAUAUCCUGUUUAUUUUCACGUUAUCGGUGAAUGUGAAGUAUGCAAAUAACAGAUUACACAAACUUGGCUCAGAUGUUACCAGGGAAAAGUUUAGCGACGUCGACAUUGCCUUUUAAAUAAAAGAAAACAAAAGAAAAAAACUUGUGGAAAGAGGUAAUUUGCUCGAUACUAUAGCGAGUUAUUUUCUCCGAAUAGGCCUGUUAUUUUGAAGUAUAGCCAUUUACGAAUUACCUCACUGAUUGUUAAAUGUGGUUUGGGUUUGAUCUUUUCUGUCGUUGAUAUAGACUAAGUCAUGACUGUUCAUUUAUUCAUCCGUUCAUUUAUUCUUAUUUGGAGGCUGCUACGAACUGAAAUUUAGUUGCAAACUUUUUAUGGCUAUCGGAAAAAUAAUUAUUUUUCAGGCCUGCAUGAAAUCCUAAUUCACGGGAAGUAAUUUAGCCUGUGUGGGCUGUCACAUCUGCAGAUAUAUUUAUUUUGAAUUUGCACAAAGGACCCUUUAGGUUUCUAGAUCGGCUAUGUCGAAAUGCGUUUGUAUAUACAGACAUCACUUUAUCACUUACCAGAGGUGAGCUCCUGUAUUCUGGAAACAAAAUUAAUAAGGGGGAGGGGGUCUAUCUGCACCAUUGGCAUCACUGGGAAAAGUUUCAGACAGAUCAGAGCAUGAUAGCUCUGUCUACAUCAUUAAGAAGAGAUCGCAAUCAAUAAAAGGGGUUUUUCGUUCUUUCAUGUGUUUCAGUUUGCAGUGCAAACACUCUAUGCAUUGGAAGAAGAAUCACUGCAUAGCCUACAGCAGAGUUGUCUACUGCUAGACCUUAUUUUGUGGAUGGUGUAAGUCACUGUUUAAUGCCUGUUUUCACAUUGAGAUCACCACGUUGUUUGUCGUGUUAACUGUUACGGAAACGUUGUGUAAGUAAUAUUUUACUUUGUGCACAAAAGUAUGUUUACAAAAACUGCGGCGACAUGUGCAUCAUGGAGAAAAUGUCCCACUGUCUCCUUCCCUCUUUCACAACUUCUCCACUCUCCUCUGUUGUCCUCUUACUUUCAUUGGUACUAUUCAUCCUGUAAGCCAAAUCCAACAGGGAGGUGUGUUCCAGCAAUCUUCUAAUAAAUCAAAGAAAGAAAACUGUGCUUUUCCUGGUUGUGAUUCGGCCUGCACGGCACACGAUUAUCAAGGUUACUGCUGGUGCAAUAGUUUAACGCAUUACUAUGGCCACGUGAUAAAGCGUUUGGUAUGGUUUUAAAUGGCGUAGCUUUAUUCUAAUCAGCGAUAUAAAACUCAUUAUAAUGGUUGUAUAUACAUUUGCCUAAUUUUAGAGGAUAAUAUUAAAGUUUAAAGUUUAACUU
Molecule: messenger RNA, 3467 nt
Organism: Haplochromis burtoni (Burton's mouthbrooder)
Lineage: Eukaryota; Metazoa; Chordata; Actinopteri; Cichliformes; Cichlidae
Product: POU domain, class 4, transcription factor 1
Exons: 2
Coding region: 860-1966 (368 amino acids)
Biological process (GO): regulation of transcription by RNA polymerase II
Molecular function (GO): DNA-binding transcription factor activity, RNA polymerase II-specific; RNA polymerase II cis-regulatory region sequence-specific DNA binding
Source: RefSeq, a predicted model, not a curated record